Rhizopus microsporus ATCC 52813 is the source of this 835-nucleotide messenger RNA. RefSeq lists its product as uncharacterized. Bases 1 to 771 code for a protein of 256 amino acids. The record is from RefSeq and is a predicted model, not a curated record. The transcript is spliced from 3 exons. Lineage: Eukaryota; Fungi; Mucoromycota; Mucoromycetes; Mucorales; Rhizopodaceae.
AUGGAAAGAUGUCUGUUUCUGAACAAGUUUAGCUUGACGCUGCACAUUCAAAAGUGUACACCGUAUUUAUGCCCAGUAGUAAGUCUUGAUGUACUUAAUACUUCAACUUCAUUAAUUCUUGCUCUUUUUGAUUUGACUAGACUGGAGCUUAUGGAGUAUCAUAGCUAUGUGUUUAGCAAAAAAGUUGACAUUACUGAAGCCGAUGUUGUAGUAGAGAUUUGGUCGACAAUUCUAGAGAGAUUGUUCAGAAGAACGGUCCUUAGGAUAAAGUGGGGUGAGAGCAUAGGUAACUCCGGCAAUGUCUCUGAUAGUCCAGGCUUCAAAAUCGAUUUGAGAGUUGUCAAAGAUACUCUGUUGGUGAGGAAAAAGAAAGCCGACAAGGCUAAUUGCGAGAUCUCAAGGAUUGACCCUGAUCUUGUCAAGAUCACUAGUGAUGGAACAAAAUUACUAAUUGGGUCGAAGACUGUUUUGGAUAAAUUGCUUGAAGAAGAUCCUGAAAAAGCCAAAGAAUUUUCGGUGCUUGUCCCGCAACUUGUUGGUAAUAUAUUAUGGAACACACUACGCACACGCGAAAAUAAAAUUAGGCACCUGUGUAAUGCGCCUAGCACUGGCCUUAAAAAUACGCAAAUUGGUACCGUGAGCACUGUAAACAUUAUUUUUACCGAAUAUUAUUGUCAAGGUUUGUUACACCAAGAAAGUGAAUAUUCCCAGGGUUGCGCAUUCAUGAAUGGAAGGGGGAGUAUUAAUGAAAAGAAUAACAUCAUAAUGUGAAUAAGAGUGUACAUGUUUAAGAAUAUGAAAUGUCGCCAUCAUUUACCAAUGAAGACCAUCGGUG